AAUCGCGACGCAAUGCGUCCUGCGCGAAGGCGAAAGCGACACGCCCCACAUGCGAAAGCAACACCGCUACAGCAGAACUUCGUGGGGCGACGAGACACUUGAAAAAAAAUGGCUGCCACUACAACCGACAGUACCGAAACCGAGAGCCCGGCACAAAGCAUUCAGAACGGCGCGCCGCUAUCGGAGGAUGUCACGGAGGAAACGGCCGAGCGAACCCCGAAACAGGAGCCGGGAGAAACGGAGGCGAUGCAGAUGGAUGAACUGGACGGCCAACGCGGCGAAGAGGACGGGGACGUGAAGCCUCUUGUUCCCGAAACCGUGGCAGCAACAGGGGAGAACGAGGAUGAUGAAGACGAGACGGGCUGCGAGGUCGAGGGGAGCCCGAUGCACCGCAGCCCGGCGAGCGGUAGCGACGCCGGAGAUUGCCCGGAGAAGGAGCCGAAGCGAGAACCAAUGGAGACAUCGUCCGGUGACUCCGUCAAGCCGAGCAAAGACAACGAUGGCACGGAGAAAAACUGCGGCGGGGGUGGCGACACCAUCAUGGGACGAGUCGGUGUGGAGAUGUCAUUGCUGGAUGGGGAACCCCUCAGCCGCGUGGACUCGGAAGACAGUAUCAGCAGCACGCUGAUGGACAUGGAGAGCACGGUGUCGAGCGGUCGCUCCACGCCCGCCAUGAUGAACGGCCACGCCAGCGCCGCGUCCUCCUCCACCAAGCGCGUGGCCUACGCCUGCUGCUGGGACCAGUGCCUGGCCUGCUUCCAGUCCAGCCCCGACCUGGCCGAGCACAUCCGGGGUCUGCACGUGGACGGCCAGCGCGGGGGGGUGUUUGUGUGUCUGUGGAAAGGCUGUAAGGUGUACAACACACCGUCCACCAGUCAGAGCUGGCUCCAGAGACACAUGCUGUCGCACAGCGGAGACAAGCCAUUCAAGUGUGUGGUGGGCGGCUGCAACGCCACCUUCGCCUCCCAGGGGGGGCUGGCGCGCCAUGUGCCCACGCACUUCAGCCAGCAGAACUCCUCCAAGCUCUCCAGCCAGCCGCGCGUGAAGGAGGAGUCGCCCUCCAAGGCGGGCCUGAACAAGAGGAGGAAGCUCAAGAACAAGCGCCGUCGCUCCCUGCCUCGCCCACAUGACUUCUUCGACGCUCAGACGAUGGAUGCCAUCAGGCACCGGGCCAUCUGCCUCAACCUGGCCACACACAUCGACAGCCAGGGCAACGGUCACAGCGUGGUCUUCCACAGCACGGUAAUUGCGAGGCGAAAGGAGGAUUCUGGGAAGGUGAAGGUCCUCCUGCACUGGACUCCAGAGGACAUAUUGCCGGACGUCUGGGUGAACGAGGCGGACCGGCCACAGCUGAAGACCAAGGUGGUGCACCUGUCCAAGCUGCCCCAGGACACCGCCGUGCUGCUCAACCCCAACAUAUACCGGAUGUUUUUUUAGCCUCCUGUGAAGCGCCUGUCGCGGCCUGCUGCUGUCUCUGAGGGUCUCCAGCUGGACCCCGUCCCACACGGAGAGCUGGUCUUCCUGCCGUCCCACACGGAGAGCUGGUCUUCCUGCCGUCCCACCCAGAGAGCUGUUCUUCCUGUCUCUCAGAAAGCCCCAAUCGCACCAAAGUUUCCGGUCCAAAUUUGAGCUUCCCUUCCCCCAGAGGUUGUAAAAACUUGCAUACUAUCAAGUGUGGAACUUGAGCAAGACACGUUCAGGAUUGCCCCUUUUUUUACUUUACCAUAGUACUAGGGAAUUGUUAAUAGUAUGAAUUUUACACAACCGUGUAGCACACUGAUCUUUGUAGAAGCCUUGAAGCGUUUAUAGAGAUUACUAGUUGCUUGUAAAUAUUUGAGCAGAUUUGUAAUAUAUUUUUAUAUCCUGAAAUUGGACUGUAGAUUGUUUUUUGUUUUUUUUGGGGGUUUUUUUUAUAGAGAUGAGAAAUGAAAUUGUACAUACUGCGGCGCUCUGAAGGUUUGUGUUUACGCUUUUUACCCUUUGCCCAGAGGAGUGGAUAGAAUAGUCCGUAGACUAAAUAGAGAGGCAAGGCCCCCUGUUCUUAGCGUUUCCAGUGUCUGGCAUGUACCGCUGCUCCUGAUGAUGAUGAUGAUGAUGACGAUGACGGUGGCGGUGAUGAAGAUGAGGCCUGUGUUCUUUGGACGAGCGGGCUGAGAGAGGACAGUAUUAACGUCUCACUCUAGCGAUGCUUACUGUGAUGAUGCAUAGUAAUAUGAAUAACUAUUAAUAAUAUUAAUAAACCAUGUACUCCAUUUUCGUA
Conger conger (European conger) is the source of this 2260-nucleotide messenger RNA. Its product is annotated as zinc finger protein AEBP2-like. Bases 109 to 1437 code for a protein of 442 amino acids. NCBI's taxonomy places the organism in Eukaryota, Metazoa, Chordata, Actinopteri, Anguilliformes, Congridae. The record is from RefSeq and is a predicted model, not a curated record. Gene Ontology annotation, biological process: regulation of transcription by RNA polymerase II. The transcript has 8 exons. Gene Ontology annotation, cellular component: ESC/E(Z) complex.